Molecule: messenger RNA, 13799 nt
Organism: Gasterosteus aculeatus aculeatus (three-spined stickleback)
Lineage: Eukaryota; Metazoa; Chordata; Actinopteri; Perciformes; Gasterosteidae
Gene: hspg2
Product: heparan sulfate proteoglycan 2
Biological process (GO): homophilic cell-cell adhesion; synapse organization
Cellular component (GO): plasma membrane; neuronal cell body; axon
Molecular function (GO): axon guidance receptor activity; calcium ion binding; protein binding
Source: RefSeq, a predicted model, not a curated record
CGAAUUCCAUUCCGCCUCUUACUUUUUUUCGGCAGCUCUCUCUCCCCUCUCUCUCCCUCUCUCUCUCUCUCCCUCUCUUUCUCUCGCAGCACAGGACUUUGCAAGACCGCAUUUAGCCACAUCACAAGUCAAAGUUUCGCAGUGCAAUUCUUUGGAGCGUCUCCGCGUGGACAUUUUUACGCACCGAGCCGUCCUCUCCAAAGAGAAGCCUCGCGUAAACCGGCGCGUUAAAGGAUCGCGCGUACCUGUUGAUGAAGUCCCGCCGGGCGCACAGGAGCACUCGAAUUUCUUCUCGGAGAAGAGGAGUGUGAGGUGAGGAAGGUGCAGGCAACCCUCCGCUCCAGCGGCCCGGAGGAGUGAGGCACUGCGGCUCCUUUCCCUUCCUCCCCCCCCCUCUCCGCCGCCCAUCCCAUCCCACCCGCCCCGCACAUGCAGCCUGCGCUGGGUUGGUGGAAAAUGGGCACUCCGACCACUUGGACCCGCGGACUUAUCGUGUCUCUGAUCCUCACAUGCCAGCUGGUUACUGUGACUCAGGCCUCCAAAGUUUGGGGAGAGGUCCCUCUGCCAGAAGACUUGGAGGGCGAGAGAGCGGUCCUGGCGUCUCAGAGCUUGCUGGACGACGACGAGGACUUUGCCGCCGAUGGAGUUUCAGGAGAUCUGCCCAGUGGAGAGGAGGAUGGUAGCACGCCUGAUGUCACAAGCACAAUAUAUUACAGAGCUCUUGUCAACUUCACUGACUCCCUGGUGUACGGCCCCGAGCUGGAGGACAUCUUUUCAGUGGCCUUUAAUGAGAUCUCCGAAGCAGUGGUGGACACGCUGGAGUCAGACUACAACCGGAUUCCGGGUAUCCAAACAGUGAACGUGGUUCUCAUUAAGAAGAUGAUAAGAGACGACGGCGUGGACGUGUUCGUGGAGAUGGACGUGGGUUCCGACGACAACAGCGAUGACGAUCAGAUACGCAGCGUCCUGUACAACGUGGUGAAGGAGGGAUCCAUCGCUUCCUACGUCACAUCAGUCCAGGGCUUUGACUUCAGGCGGCUCGGGGAAGUUGAUCCUCGAAUGGAGCGUAUAGCAGCGCCAGCAAUCUCCAACAUCAGACCCUGCACGUCAGACGAGCACAGGUGUGGGGAUGGGACAUGUAUCCUGAUGGAAUACCUGUGUGACAACAGGCCGGACUGCAGAGACAUGAGCGAUGAGACAAAUUGUGAGAUAAAGCCAGAGCCUCCAGUCCCCACCACCGCUAAAACCACAACCACCGCCGUCAAGAAGCCCCCCAGCCCACCUGGACCCUGCAGGGCGGAUCAAGCCAAAUGCCAGAGCGGAGAGUGUAUCGCCCGGGACUACAUCUGUGACGGCGAGAGGGACUGCUCGGACGGAAGCGACGAGCUCAGAUGCGGUACCCCAUCGCCCUGUGAACCCAACGAGUUCAAAUGCAAGAACGGCCGCUGUGCCCUCAAGCUAUGGCGUUGUGAUGGAGACAACGACUGCGAGGAUAACUCUGAUGAAACGGACUGCCGUAAGUCCACCAAGGGUCCCGGCGACAGGUGCGCUCCCAAGCAAUUUGAGUGCCUGAACGAUCGCACCUGCAUCCCAGCCAGUUACCAGUGUGAUGACGAACCGGACUGCCCAGACCGCUCCGAUGAGUACGGCUGCACCCCGCCCUCUGUGACGAGCCCGCCGGAAGAGUCCGUCGAGGCAGCGCGGGGGGCGACGGUGACGUUCACGUGUCAAGCUGUUGGAGUGCCAACGCCUAUCAUCAGUUGGAGACUCAACUGGGGACACAUUCCACUCAGCAGCAGGAUCUCCAUGACCAGCGAGAAUGGCCGGGGCACCCUGACCAUUCGCGAUGUGAAAGAGUCCGACCAGGGGGCGUACACCUGUGAGGCCAUCAACGCCAAAGGCCUGGUGUUUGGGAUCCCCGACGGCGUGCUCACUCUCACGUCAAGUCCAAAUCCAGGCAACUGUCAGGAUGGUCACUUCAGCUUGGAGGGCCGCUGUGUCUCUUGCUUCUGUGCCGGAAUUUCCAAAAACUGCAAGCGAACCGGACGCUACCGGAACCAGAUUGGCCUGCGUUUCACGGAGGAGGAAGACUUCAAAGGAGUGAAUGUCACCUCUCCGUCCAGGCCGGGCACUCCUCCGCUCUCCUCCUCUCAGCUCCUCAUUAAUCCAGAGAUGAAGGAGUUCCAGCUCGUCGACCUGUCACGCCGUUUCCUCAUCCUUGACUCGUUCUGGUCACUGCCUCGCCAUUUCCUGGGCAACAAAAUUGACUCCUACGGCGGUUCCCUGAGGUUCAAGGUGCGGUACACGUUGGCCCGCGGUCUGUCUGAGCCGGUGGAGAAGCCCGAUGUGAUUCUCGUUGGGAAUGGACGCAGGCUUGUGUCAGUCAGAGGCAGACCUACCCCUGGCCAAGUGGUCAACCAGAAGGAGAUCAAAUUCACUGAAGACCAAUGGCAGCACUCCAACGGCCGCGCUGUGAGCCGCGAGGAGCUGAUGAUGACACUGGCCAACCUGGACAGCAUACACAUCCGCAUUGUCUACGACAACCACAUGGUCAGCGUUGGGCUCAGUGAAAUUGUCAUGGAUACCACCACUGUGGAGUUCAGCACGGAGGGUCAUGCUAAGGAUGUGGAAGAGUGCAGAUGUCCUCCUGGAUAUUCAGGCCUGUCCUGUGAGAUGUGUUCCCCUGGUUUCGAGCGUGUGCCGGGCGGCUCCUACCUUGGCACCUGUGCCGGUUGCAACUGUAAUGGACACGCCAGCGCCUGUGACCCAAUCAGUGAACGCUGUCUGAGCUGCCAGCACAACACCGAGGGCCCCCAGUGCGAGAAGUGUCGCCCUGGUUACUUUGGUGACGCGACCAGAGGUCGCUCAGAUGACUGCAAGCCCUGCCCCUGCCCCUACUACGAGACCUCGCGGCGGUUUUCUGACACCUGCUUCCUGGACGUUGACCAACAGCCAACGUGUGAUGCCUGCAGGCCCGGCUACACGGGGAGACGCUGUGAAAAGUGUGCUCCUGGUUACCAGGGUGACCCUCUUCAGCCUAAUGGAAGAUGUACUCUCACACCUGGCCAAAGCUGUGAUAACAGAGGGACGAUCAGCUCCAGCAGCAGACCAUGCAGCUGCAAGAACAACGUGGCAGGCGCUGUGUGCGAUGAGUGUAAGGCCGGAUUCUUCCACCUAUCGGGGACCAACCCCGAUGGCUGUCAACCUUGCUUCUGCAUGGGCGUCACCAAGCAGUGCGCCAGCUCCACCUGGAAUAGAGAUCAAGUGCGCGGAGGGACGAGCGGGCAGCUCCUCUCCAUCUCCAACAGAGCCAACACCAGAACUAUUUCUGAAGGCAUCUCCCAGAGGGGCUCCUCUGAAGUUGUCUACCGCGCAGUACCCUUUUCCCCCAAAGAUACCUACUACUGGGUCCUGCCCGAGAGCUUCCUCGGAGAUAAGGUGACGGCCUACGGCGGCGAGCUUCGCUACACCGUGCUGUUCCAAGAGUAUCAGCCAUCACUGGUGAUUGACGGCCAGCCAGAUGUGCUUCUGCAGGGCAACGGCAUCUUCCUGGAGCACUACUCUCAGACCAAGCCCCUUCCACGUGUUUCAAAAACGGUGACCGUGACCUUCAGAGAGUCUGGAUGGCGUCGCGCUGAUGGCCAGCCGUGUACUCGAGAGCACCUGCUGAUGGCCCUGGCCGACGUUACUGUCCUCAUGAUCAGGGCGACCUACGCAGCAAACAUGGCGGAAAGCAGUAUCAAGGACAUCGAGAUGGACGUCGCCGUUCCUGACUCCACUGGCAAUGAACGUGCUCUGGAGGUGGAGGAGUGCGCCUGUCCUCGGGGAUACAGAGGACCUUCUUGCCAGGACUGUGAUGAAGGUUACACCCGGGCCACCUCUGGCCUCUACCUGGGCACUUGCGAGAGGUGCGACUGCAACGGUCACGCCAGCAGCUGUGACAAGGAGACGGGCAACUGUCUGCAAUGUCUCCACAACACCGCCGGGCCAAGGUGUGAGCGCUGUCAGGAUGGUUUCUAUGGAAACCCGGUCACGGACGGCGCUCAGGCCUGCCAGCCCUGCCCUUGUCCUGGAACGGCUUCCAACAACCAAUUCACCCUCACCUGUUAUCUGGAGGCUGACGGCCAGCCAACAUGUCAAGGCUGUCCCACUGGAUACACUGGCCGACGCUGUGAAAGGUGUGAACCAGGAUUCAUUGGCAACCCACUGCUUGGACAGAGGUGUAGUGUUGACAACAAUGAUAACUGCUACGACUGUGACGAACGAGGAAGUGAAGGUUGCAAUGGUGAUGUUUGCCACUGCAAGUUGAACGUUGAGGGCCCAUCUUGCUCCAACUGCAAGGCUGGAAGCUUCCAUCUGAGCCGGGACGUGAAAGACGGCUGCCUGUCCUGUUUCUGUAUGGGUGUAACUCAGCAGUGCUCCAGCUCUACCCACUACAGAGACACGGUGUCCUCAGUCUUCUCACCAGGAAACUUCCAGGGUUUUGCGCUGGUGAACCGCCAGCGCACCAACCGUAUCUCCACCGGUUUCACUGUGGAGGUUUCCACUGAAGGCACUCAGCUGUCCUACACCAACUUUGAUUACCUGGGACAGGAGCCUCAUUACUGGCAGCUUCCUGGGAUCUUCCAGGAUGACAAGAAAAAAACUUUUUUCACUCGCAAAAGACGAGCACAGCAGGGUGAUGUCAGUCAGCUGGACGAUGAGGUCUGGGCGCUGUUCUCUAACUUCUCCAAUGGACACGCUGGUUCCUCUCGAUUCUUUCCCUCCUCUAAAUCCUCCACCUCUUCCUCCUCUCUUUCUUCUUCUUCUUCUUCCUCCUCCUCCUCCCGAUGGUCCUUGCGUAACCCGAGCCCCCCUUCUAGGUCUGGUACGUCAUCUUCACUUAAACCAACCAGACCUCAGGCUUACUCCCCACUCCACUCGCUCCAUCUCCAGCACAAUCUGGUCGACAAAGGUUUCAGCUUGCACCAGGAUGAUCCGCUGGACUGGCAGCUGCCAGCGCAAUUCACAGGGGAAAAGGUGGGUUCUUACGGAGGCAAGAUUAAAUACUCCAUCUCCUACGUCGCUGGCCCAAGAGGAUCACCCAUCGAUGAUGCCGACGUCCAGGUUAUUGGUAACGACAUCACUUUGGUAGCUCGUCAGCCCUGGCAGCCGAGGCAGCAGGGCGCCAGAGAGACGCGCCAUUUUGAGAUUGUCUUCAAAGAGGAAAACUGGCGCCGUCCUGAUGGCAUGCCGGCCACCCGAGAGCACCUGCUGAUGGUUUUGGCGGAUCUGGACGACAUCCUGAUCAGAGCGUCCUACUCCACUGAGAUGCGGUCCUCCAGUAUCUUUGACAUAAGCAUGGAGGUCGCCGUGCCUAACUUCAGCGGCUUGGCCCAGGCACUCGAGGUGGAGCAGUGUCGCUGCCCACCUGGAUACCUGGGACUGUCUUGCCAGGACUGUGCGCCUGGGUAUACUCGCACUGGAGGAGGUUUAUAUCUGGGCCAUUGUGAGCUGUGCGAUUGCAACGGACACUCCGACUCCUGCCGCCCUGAAACUGGCACCUGCACGAGUUGCCUGCACAACACCCAGGGAGAGUUCUGUGACCAGUGCGCUCCUGGCUUCUUUGGUGACGCCACUGUUGGCACUCCGGAGGACUGCCAGCCCUGCGCCUGCCCCCACAGUGACCCAGACAACCAGUUCUCCCCCACAUGUGAGAGCCUUGGAAACGGAGGCUACCAGUGUACUGCCUGUCAGCCUGGUUACACUGGCCAGUACUGUGAACGUUGUGCUUCCGGAUACGUUGGCAACCCUCAGGAGAGACAAGAGUGCCGUCCAUACGAUGAUGCAGCCUCACUGGUGGUGAAGGUUUACCCCGAGAGGGUCCAAUCGCCUCCGGGGGGCUCGGUCACCCUCCGCUGUCAGGUGUCCGGCUCUCCUCCACACUAUUUCUACUGGUCCAGAGAGGACGGCCGAUCCAUCUCCAGCAGAGCCGACAGACACCGACAAGGAGCAGAGCUGUACUUCACCAACGUCCAGCCCAGUGAUGCCGGUGUCUACAUCUGUACCUGCAGAGACCGGCGCAGCACCAACAGGAGCCGCGCUGAAAUUGUUGUCACAGCAGUUGUCCCGUCCAAAGCCAUUGAGGUUACAGUCGAGGAGCCCAAAUCCCAGACCGUCCACCUGGGGUCAACUAUCAGUUUCAUCUGCACCGCAAAGAGCAAGUCGCCAGCCUACACCCUCGUGUGGACACGGAUGGGUAACGGGAAGCUUCCCAACCGGGCCAUGGACUUCAACGGCAUCCUGACCAUUCGGAACGUCCAGCCCGAGGACGCGGGCGUGUAUGUUUGCACUGGCUCCAACAUGUUUGCCAUGGACGAGGGCAAUGCCGUCCUCCACGUGCCAGAGGCCUCACAGACUCAGAUGUUUUACACAGCCUAUGAAAUGUUUGAAGGACACAGAAAGCCCUCGGAGGAAGCCCAGCCCGUGGCAACCAUCACUCCCUCGGUGCUGAAUGUCCAGCAGGGCCAGCGGGCAGAGUUCCGCUGCACAGUGACCGGGAACCCAACUGCCGCCAUUGAAUGGUUCGGGGGUCCCGGGAACAGAAUGAGUCCGAGGGCUGUUGUACGAGGAGGCGUUCUGACCUUCGUAGCAGUGGACGCAGCUGAUGAGGGAGAGUACACCUGCAAGGCCCUGAACACCCAUGGGGAGCACACCGCACGGGUUUCCUUAUUUGUCCAAAAGUCUAACCCAAGUGGCCUCGGCACAAAGCCCCAAGUCCAAGUCAGUCCCCAAAAUAUCGACGCUCACGAAGGGGACAACUUGAGGUUGUAUUGCCGAGCAACAGGAGUACCCACCCCGAAGCUCACCUGGCUGAAAAACGGGGGACAAAUCGUUCCAAAGGCCAUUCCCUCUCAUGGUUUCCAUCAGUUUAAAAGCAACAGUCUCGAUGUGUUACAGAGACGUAUUGAGGAGCAGCAGGCUCGCAUGGACCGCACCGACAUCGGCACGCUGCUCAUCCCCAACGUCCAGAUGUCCGACUCGGGCACAUACACGUGCGUUGGUAGCAACAGCAUCGGCUCAAACAGUGCUCCCAUUAGGGUCUCUGUGCUUAAAGGGGACCACAGCGCCUCAGCGGUCAGCAUCCAGCCAUCCACAGCUGAUGUACAGGAGGGACAGAGUAUUGAGCUCAAGUGUUUGGCCCCUGGAAACCCACCGCCGCAAGUCACCUGGACGAAAGCCAGUGGACGGCUCUCCUCCAACCACCAGGUUUUGGGCAGUCGGCUGCGUAUCCUGUCGGCCACUCCACAGGACUCAGGGGAGUAUGUCUGCCGGGUGAAGGGCAACCCCGGAAACACCGGAUCUCACGUCCAACCAGCCUCUGUGUCGGUGUCCGUCACUUCAACUUCUUCACGUCUUCAGAGUCCAAUUAUCGCCAUUGAGCCCCACAUCACUGCAGUGAGUGUUGGGGAGUCAGCCAGCUUCAGGUGUAAGGUGCAUAGCGGAGCCCAGCCUGUCAGACUGGAGUGGAAACUGGCCAGCAACCAGCCACUGCCAGACAAUGUUAAAGUUGGCCCGGAUGGUUCUGUUGUUACCAUUACCAACGCCCGUCCCAUGAACCACGGUGCCUACCGCUGUGUGGCAAGCAACCUGUUCGGCAUCACCCAGAGCAUCGUGUCUUUGGUUGUCAAAGAGUCUCCUGUGGCCACUGUCACCCCAGUCGGACCCCUGCGUAUCAGGGUGGGCGAACCCAUUAACCUGGAAUGCCAGGCAUCUGGAGAGCCCCGCCCCUCGGUCUCGUGGCACAGGCUGGACCGGAACCGCAAGACCAUCCUGACCAGCCCGGUGCCUAUGGAGUCCAACGCAGUCAUGCAGAUACUAGUGGCACGUCGAGAAGACAGUGGCACUUAUAUUUGCACAGCUCGCAACAACGAGGGCUCCACCGAGACCAGGGUGGAGGUUAUUGUUGAGGGCGGCUCCCAAGUGCCCGCGGUACCCCGGGCCUCGGUUCCUGAGGCGCUGAUGGUCGUGGUGGAAGGGCAGACUGCAACGCUUCGCUGUGAGGCCCACGGUUUCCCUUCCCCGACGAUCACUUGGUCCAAGCUGCGGUCUCCUCUGCCGUGGAGACACAAGGUGGUGAACAACAGCCUGGUGCUGCCCGCAGUGGGCCGCCAAGACUCCGGAGAAUACAUCUGCACCGCAACCAACAACAUGGGCACCACUGAGGUCACCGUCAUGCUAGAUGUAGAGACACCUCCUUAUGCCACUUCAAUGCCCGACGAUGUGGCCGUGCGGGUCGGGGAGGUGAUCAGGUUGCAGUGCCUCGCGCAUGGAACCCCUCCCCUGACCUACACUUGGACAAAGCUGGAUGGAAACCUGCCUCCGAGGGCCCAGGUUAGCGGAGGGGAUCUUCAGAUCAACCUGGCUUCCGCUGAGGAUGCUGGGAGCUACAAGUGCGUGGCCAGCAACAAAGUGGCCAACAGCGAAGUGAUCGCUAAAGUCACAGUCAGAUCCCCCUUGGCGGUGCGUGUGUCACCCCAGGUUGAAGUAAAGGCCCAGGGCAGUGCUGUGGAGUUCACUUGUUCAUCAGCUGGCGGUAUAGAGACCAAAAUUGAGUGGCUGAAGGAAGGAGGAGCCCUGCCACCAAACCACCACAUCAAGGACGGGGUGCUCAGGAUUGAGAACCUCGAGCAGAGCAAUGAAGGCGUUUAUAUCUGCAGAGCCAGCAGCGUGUACGGUCAGGCCCAGGACGCCGCCAGGUUGACCAUCCAAGCCCUGCCAAAGGUGAUGAUCAAUGUGCGCACCUCGGUGCAGACUGUGAUGAUUGGGAACUCUGUGGAGUUCGAGUGCCAGGCCGUCGGUGACCCGGAGCCCACGGUUAGGUGGAGUAAAGUUGGUGGGUCUCUGCCCGCUCACAUAAUGGUGAAGGGCGGCAUGCUAAGGAUCGAGAAAGUGACGGAGGCCGACGCCGGGAAGUACCGCUGUACGGCGACCAACAACGUAGGCUCGGUCCAGUCGCAGGUGGUGCUGAACGUCCAGUCCCUCCCUCAAAUUGCCACGCUGCCUGAAACCAAGGAGGUCACAGUCGGGUCUGAUGCUGUCUUGCCCUGCGUGGCCUCGGGGUACCCUGCACCCGAGAUCAAGUGGUCCAAGGUGGAAAAAGAGCUUCCGCCAAAGUGUUUCCAGGAGCACAACGUGCUGACGGUUCCUCGCGUCACCCAUGACGAUUCAGGGAUAUACGUGUGCACCGCCUCUAACAAACAGGGAAAAGUGGAGGCCUUUACUACACUUCAAGUUCACGAGAGAGUGAUGCCAUACUUUGCCCAGGAACCCUUGUCCUACCUCACCCUGCCCACCAUCAAAAACGCCUACAAGGCUUUCAGCAUUAAGAUCAACUUUAGACCUGAUAAUGUUGAUGGUCUCAUGUUGUACGCCGGUAUGCUCCUCUACAAUGGCCAGAAGAAAACCACAGGAGCAGACUUCAUCUCUCUGGGACUUGUGGGCGGCCGCGUAGAGUUCAGGUUUGACGUUGGCUCGGGCAUGGCCACCAUACGCGAUCCCAACCCCGUCAAAAUGGGCGAGUUUCACACGGUUGAGCUGUAUCGCAACCACACUUUGGGCUACAUCACCGUGGACGGCAGGGAGCCCAUCAAUGGCACCUCACAGGGCAAGUUCCAGGGCCUGGAUCUGAACGAGGAGGUGCAUGUGGGUGGUUAUCCCAACUACACAGUCCUCGCCAAAACAGCUGGAAUAAACACUGGUUUUGUUGGCUGUAUCCGUCAGCUGGUUAUCCAGGGUGAGGAGGUCAUUUUCAAAGACCUCGACCGCAGCUCUACUGGCGUCACGAACUGCCCCACGUGCAAAGACCACCCGUGCCAGAAUGGAGGAGUGUGCGAGGACUCUGAUGCCAGCUUGUACAUGUGCGGCUGCCCCAGAGGAUUCACAGGCAGCAACUGCCAGCAUCACUCGUCCCUGCACUGUCACCCAGAGGCCUGCGGUCCCGACGCCACUUGCAUCCCUCGCACAAGCAGCCUGGGCUACGAAUGCCGCUGCCAUCUCGGCAAGUUUGGAAACAAAUGCAUGGAUGGGGAAUUGGUGACCACUCCACUAUUUGGCGAGGAGUCGUACAUCGCGUAUCCUCCCCUGACCAACGUUCAUGAUGACCUGCGCGUUGAGCUGGAGUUCAAGCCCAUGGAAAGAGAUGGCCUGAUGUUCUUCUGUGGAGGGAAGAAAAUGAAGGUGGAGGACUUUGUAGCAAUCUCCAUGGUGGAGGGACACGUGGAGUUCCGAUAUGAACUGGGCACAGGCCAAGCAAUCCUUCUAAGUCCCGAGCCAGUGUCUUUGGGCCAGUGGCACAGUGUUGUGGCCGAGCGAAACAAGAGGGUCGGCCAUCUUAAAGUUGACCAAGGCCCAGUGGAGAAAAAAACGUCUCCAGGAAAAGCCCAGGGCCUCAACAUCCACACCCACAUGUACCUGGGAGGAGUCCCCGACAUGGACAUCCUGCCUAAGCCUGCUAAUAUCAGCGAACUCUUUGAGGGAUGUAUAGGAGAGGUUUCUAUCAACAACAAGCAGGUGGAUCUGUCCUACAGCUUCACUGACAGCAGAUCCAUCCGCAAGUGUGUGGACAACAGCCCGUGUGACCGCCGGCCCUGCCUGAAUGGGGGCGACUGCCUGUCAAGUUUUGAAUAUGAGUACCAGUGCCUCUGUAAGGACGGAUUUGAAGGUGAGCGCUGUGAGGUGGUGAGAGACGCGUGCCAGAGCAACCUUCAGUGCCAAAAUGGUGGCAGCUGUGUCAAGGGCCAGUGUGUGUGUGCACCCGGCCGCACGGGUCUAAACUGUGAAGAAAGCCAGGUCUCCAGCUUCCCCGAGGCCCAGAGGAAUUCGGAAAGUAGCGAGUUAAAUGAUUCACCUUACCAGUAUGCAGCUCAUUUCCAUGACGAUGGAUACAUCGCCCUUCCUAAAUCUGUCUUUCCGAGAAGCGCCCAUGACUCACCAGAGACAAUCGAACUGGAGAUCAACACAAGCUCCUCUGAGGGCCUGAUCCUGUGGCAGGGAGUGGAGACCACUGGCGCACGCAAUUUGCGAAAGGUGCAUGCUAGUAAAAAGGAACGUGGCGAACAUGGCAAAGGCAAGGACUUCGUAAGCCUUGGUCUGCAGAACGGACACCUUGUUUUCAGUUACCAGUUGGGGAGCGGAGAGGCAGAGAUCUUGUCCCAGAAAGCCAUAAAUGAUGGAAGAUGGCAUAAGGUCACAGCAGUCAGAACUGGAAAAAACGGAUACAUCCAGAUUGAUGGCGGAGUCGAGCUAUCUGGACAGUCUAAAGGCAGAAGCCUCAUGGUCAACACCAAAGGCAGUAUAUACCUCGGAGGAGCCCCAGACAUGGCCGCCAUGACAGGAGGGAAGUUUUCGUCGGGAAUGACCGGCUGCGUGAGGAACCUGGCCAUGAUGAAUGCCCGGCCGGGACAGCAGCCGGCCCAGGCCAUCGACCUGCAGACCCACGCGGCCCACGGCAUCAACGUGCUGCCAUGUUCGUCAUAGAUAGCUGCACAUGCGGAAAUACACGCACGCACACACACACACACACACACACACACACACACACACACACACACACACACACACACCAGCACACACAGAGACUAUGGAGUUAUGUCAUGCAGAGACACAGCAUACGCACACAGAGAGACUCGGUGCUUUGCUGCUACCAAAAAAAUGCCAAGACGACACGACAGGAUAUCUUUCUCUAUGUGCAGCAAAACCAAAAAUAGAGAGAAACCAUGAAACAAUAUUAACACGUUUUCUACUCUGUGGUGUAUUCUCAAUGAAGGACAAUUAACACAGGAGAACCAGAACGGUUUAUAUACUUCCAGCAGUAGUUUAGUCAUGAAAAGAGUAAGACUAUAACAUAUUAGGCUUUCUACGAUGGGUCAGAUCCUAUGGAGUUGGAGAUGUUUUUACAGCACUGAAUUUUUAUUUAUAGACAUAUGAAUAUAUAUAUAUAUUAUAUUUGUUGGGGGGAAACAUGCAAACUAACCAUAACUGCUCUUCACCUUCCCUAGAGUUGAUUCUGGGUUCUAAUAAUGUGUGUCCAGGGCUUUGUAUAGGUCUAACUGUAUUCAUACUUGACGAUGUUUAGGCCUUCUUUCUUCACUUCUGUAGAGGAACUUUUUUUUUUCCCCCGCAGGCGAGCAUGCAUUUACACUCUCUUACAAAUUACUGAGAGAUGAGUGCACAUGGUCACUCGCAGCCUCAGUACACAACUCAGGUCGCCAAUACCAAUUAAUAACCAGAAAUGUUACAUACCACCACUUUAACUCAGCCAAUCUCUUGAUUUGCAAGUCCUUCAGAGCGCUUCAGAGUCCUCUGUCUGUAUUUGUUCUUUCUUAUGACAAAGAAAGAAACUAUGGUGCUAAUGUCAGACAUAACAAACGGCACAUACUCAAAUGGUUGCCUGUCUGUCACAGGUACUGUAGAACAAUGUGGUUACUUGGAUUAGGAAAUUCUACUCAGAUCUGUUAAUACAUUCAUGGCGUUUGAGGUUGAUUUGCAGAAAAAUAUGGCAUCAUUUGUUGCCUCCACAGCCAUACUUGGCAGUAAUUUGCUAUUUCUGUGCCAGAGAGCUAAAUAUCUCGAGGAAAUGAGGGUGAAUACUUUUUGUUGGUUAUGUAUGCUUCACUCCCUUCCAUUUCUCACAGGUCACCGUACUUUAAGCCACAGUACGUGUGUGUGUGUGUGAGUGUGUGAGUGUCAUGUUAUUUUCAGGUUUGGUAGCUUCAGCAAUGCAUCAACCUACAAAACUGAAGUCUCUGAGGUGUUCUCUGCAGAAGGAGAUGCAUCUGCAGCAAACAGCAGUAUUGGACACAGUUGGGAUAGUGUGUGUGUGGGAAUGCAGUGGACGCCUCAUGCAGGUGCUGCGACCAGUUGUGUAGCUCGGAUAAAGCGUGCUCGCCCACCUUUAGUUUCAACCACACCACAAUACUGCAAUAGCAUGAUCACUUUCACAAAUCUUUUUUCUCAUUUUUAUAAGCUUAAAAUAUGUGUAUUAAUAUCAUUCAUAGCAUUAAAAAGAGCACUAUCCUUUCUCCUAGUUGACUCAUUUUUAUUUAUUGUUAUGCGUUUUCUAUCUUUCUCUUUUUCCUCGCUUCUCAAGGCUUGAUUCUGCUGUUAGUAGAGCACUCACAUCUCUAUUUUCUUUCCUCUGGUUAUUGUGUAUUGCCUCCCACAGACCCUUUUUCCCCCCAUCGUGUUUGAGUUUAGGAAGUUUAUCAUGAAUCCUCAAUAAAGUUCCAUGAAAGGUUAAUGAAUAAAACCAUGAACUGAUUGGUCAAAGGUUGAAAACAGGUCUUAUUAUUCACUCAAUGAAAGAGAUUGUAGGCGCCAAAUUCAACACCUGUAAUAUAUAUCUAUGCAGAAAGUUGUCAUCAUGUUGAUGCAGAUGUGAAGAUGUGGAUUAAAUGGAGCCACGCUUGUGGUCCAGAUGUAGGACAGUGAAGCAGAGAUUGAUAGUGUGUAAACCCCUUGUCGGAUGCCUUUUGUGUAUCUGCUCUUAGACUGAAUUUUCAUAUAUAUACACUGUACUCUCUUUCCCAAACGCUAAGUUGUCAAGAAACUGACCCUGCUCCUUGGUUGUUUGAUGGUCAUUGCAAAAUAUGACAGGUGCACUUGUAUAAUGAUGGACAUUUUUAUUUUAAAAUUAGUUUUGCUUCUAAAUGCCACGGAAAGAGGAUAACUUGAAUGAAAGUGUACCAUAUGAAAUGUUUAAAAGAUGCUUCCCUUGCUUUUGGUGUUUCUUAAUUAAAAACAAAAAUUCAUGUACUAUU